AUAUAAAUCCCGUCGAUGGGGGCGUCCAUAACUAGAUCGAUCAAGGCAAGGCAGCGUGCACCUCACCGGCCGCCCCCGAUUCUCCUCUUCUCGUUUGCCACCAACUCUCUCUUCUCUGUCAAAAUGGAUUCUCUCCUCGCCGCCUCGCAGCUCCAUCCCGCACCCUUCUCCCCAGCGCCCUCCUCCGCCCGCCGGUCACCUCCGUCCGUCCUCGUCCGCGGUGCCAGCAGGGGUGGGCGCGCCGCCGUCCGAUGCGCCGCCGUCACGGACUCGAUCCUCUACGCGCUGCAGCAUGACGAGAUGUUCAACUCCGAGGAGGUGAUUCAGUGGGAGAGCGGCAAGUCGAUCAACACCAUCGCCGCCGCGCAGGGCAUCCGCAUCCGCCGCCGCUGCCGCCCCCGCUACCCCUCCGAGGGCUCCGGCGACGACAAGGCCGUACCCCGCAACAUCCUCGAGCAGAUCGUCUGGGACAAGGAGGUCGAAGUGUCCCAGAGGAAGGCCAAGAAGCCUCUGAAGAAAGUGAUGGAGUCCAGCGAGCAUGCGCCGCCUGCGAGGGAUUUUAUAGGCGCUCUCACGGCGGCGUACAGUCGAAACGGCGUGCCCGCCCUCAUCGCCGAGGUUAAGAAGGCGUCGCCCAGCAGGGGCGUGCUCAGGGACAACUUCCAUCCGGUUGAGAUCGCGCAGGCAUACGAGCAGAAUGGCGCGGCUUGCCUCAGCAUCCUCACUGAUGAGAAGCACUUUCAGGGGAGCUUUGAGAACCUCGAGACGAUCCGCAACUCCGGUGUGCAGUGCCCUCUUCUGUGCAAGGAGUUCGUCAUUGAUGUCUGGCAAAUCUAUUACGCUCGAUCAAAAGGUGCCGAUGCAAUUCUGUUGAUUGCUGCUGUGCUGCCCGAUCUUGACAUGAAGUACAUGCUUCGCGUCUGCAGAAGUCUUGGAAUGACAGCUCUUAUUGAGGUUCAUGACGAAAGAGAACUGGAUCGCGUGCUGAAAAUAGAUGGCGUUGAGCUUAUCGGCAUCAACAACCGCAGUCUAGAGACAUUUGAAGUGGAUACUUCAAACACGCGGAUGUUGCUGGAGAAACGUGGUAAUGUCAUGAGGGAGAAGGGGAUACUGGUUGUUGGCGAAUCUGGGCUGUUCACUCCGGAUGAUGUUGCAUAUGUGCAGAGUGCAGGCGUUUCCGCGGUAUUGGUAGGAGAGUCCCUAAUCACGGAAGAAGAUCCUGGGCGAGCCAUCGCUGAGCUGUUCGGGAAAGAGCUCUUGCGCUGAAUGCUUCAAACUGUGUGUCAUGUGGUUAAAUAGUGCAUAUGUAGCGAAGCAUAAAAACGGAUGUGCUUCUCAAUUGAGGCUUAGAUGCACACCAGAUGUAACUAUGAAGAACAGUGUCUUACAGAAAUAAUUCCAUUUUUUUCUUCUUUGGAUGGCUAUGUGAGCGGACACUAGCAAGGUGCCCGUGCGCUGGCACGGAACCACCUUACGUCGUUACGAAACCCAUUGUUUCUGUUGUUUGAUUUUUA
Molecule: messenger RNA, 1514 nt
Organism: Brachypodium distachyon (stiff brome)
Lineage: Eukaryota; Viridiplantae; Streptophyta; Magnoliopsida; Poales; Poaceae
Product: indole-3-glycerol phosphate synthase
Exons: 9
Coding region: 16-1266 (416 amino acids)
Biological process (GO): L-tryptophan biosynthetic process
Molecular function (GO): indole-3-glycerol-phosphate synthase activity; phosphoribosylanthranilate isomerase activity
Source: RefSeq, a predicted model, not a curated record